CGGGCACCCCGCGGCGCCUUAAGCAGCGGUUAAAGGCGCCCUGUGCCGUUACGAGUAGGGCGGUAGCGCCUCGGUGUUAGGGUUUAUGUCCUGUUUACGGGCGCUAAACCGAGCCCGGGAAGAGCAAUUCAGGAUUCCUGUGUUGCAACAGGAGUGACAGAUUUGCCUUUGCGAAGGAACAUACAAAGCAACCAUGCAAAGAUUGCGUCACAGACCUCUGAAACAGUUGAACUUCCAGUCAUUGCACCAAAUGCAAAAGGAUAUUAAUAUUUCCGACUCCGCGUGUGUCUAAAACUUAUUUUAACAGGAAUAGUGCGGUCUUAUUUUCCUACUGAUGCCCUGUAACAGUCUUUUUUUUUUUCCUAGUAUAGGAAAAUAAAGACUUUAAAAAAGAUAUGAGGUGUUCUCCUGUUAAGGCAAGAAUUUCAUCCUGCUGCUAGGAUCUAAUAAUGCAGCUUUGAUUACAGAAAAAAAAAAGAAGCUUAAUUACAGUUAAAACUAAAGUAUUACAUUUUUAAGACAAUUUAGAAUUUAAAAAUAUAUACAGAUACUUUUUUGUUGGGGAGGGGAGGUGGUGUUACCUGCUUCAGUCCUUUCAGGUCCUGGGUAUCACAGGCCUUACCUCCUUAAGCGUGUCUUAGGAGGACAGAGCAGGUGAAAAACAGGGUGUUUGUGUGUGGAUAAAUGGUCGUUAAUUGGCCUGUGCUCUUGGAAAGCGGUGUUCCACAAGUGUUAAACUGGCUUGAUAAACUCUGUAGACUAGUGCCGCUGCCAAGAGAAGCGGCCCCAUUACUACCUGGCCUUCUGCUACACCAUGCCUUUGAAGGCACGGGUAACUGGGUGGUAAACUGGUGGGAAUUCGUUCAGCCAAAAAUUAACAAACUAACAUUCUUCCCCUCGCUCCUCCUCUUUGUUAUAACCUUUAAUAAAAUUCUUAAAACUUCUUUCUCCUCAGCACAUCACUGGGGGCUUUUUCAAGGUUUUCGUUUGUUUCGCCACCACAGCUUCAGUUUUCCUCAUCUUUUUUAUACCAUUAAUGCUUGAGCUAGUGACUGUGCUUUUCUUUAGGGACUCCUGUGGUAUUAAUAUUGAUAAAACUGAGUCUCUCAACGUUCCCUCCAAAUAAUUAUAAUACUGUCUAAGGUAAAAAGCAUUGAAAUCUGUGAUGUGGCAUGUAUCUUGCAGGUUUUAUGUUAGCAUUAGAACAAGCAGUUGAGGUUCUGACAGUAGCUUUGCAAAAAAAAAAAAAAAAAAGGACAGCAAAUAAGUCUUACCUGUAAUUGGCAUUCCUUAAUACAAUAGCUGCUUUCCAUGUUGCUGAAUUAAGAGUUUUCACUGGCUACUAUCUUUGACAGUGAAAAGGAAGAACUGAGGAGAAAACAAACUAUGAAAGUAUUGAUUAUUGGCCUCGGCGGGGUAACAAAUGGGGGGAAAACAACGCUGGCAGAAAAGCUUAAGAAAAUGCUUCCCAACUGCGAUGUAAUCUCUCAAGAUGACUUCUUUAAGCCAGAGUCUGAAGUAGAAACAGAUGAACGUGGAUUUAAGCUAUAUGAUGUACUUGAUGCCCUCUAUAUGGAUGAAAUGGUGAAAAGUAUUCGCAACUGGAUGAAAAAGCCAGCAAGCUCAGGUGUUGUGACAGAAGAGCCACAGAAUGCUUGUGACAAUCUGAAAAAUACAGAUGAUGUUUAUAUUUUGAUUGUUGAAGGCUUUCUGCUAUACAAUUAUGAGCCUCUUAAUGAACUAUGGAAUAGAAGAUAUUUUUUGACCCUUCCUUAUGAAGAGUGCAAAAGGAGAAGGAGCACCAGAGUCUAUCAGCCAGCAGAUACACCGGGGUUCUUCGAUGGACACGUGUGGCCUAUGUAUAUGAAAUAUAAAAAUGAAUUGGAAGAGAAUGCAAGUAACAUUGUUUAUUUGGAUGGAACAAAAUCCCAAGAGGAGCUUUUAUCCUGUGUGUAUAGUGAUAUAAUACAGGAAUUAAAAAAGCUGAGGGAAGGAAAUCAGCAGGUCACAGCGUGAUAAUGUAGAAAGCCUGGGUUCCAUUUGAUACGAAUUGAAAACCCCAAGACUGUCAUACUUGGCAAGCCAGCCAACUGAGCAGAUGUUCUGUGUACAUCCAUAAUAUUAGCUCAUACAACUCAAGUGGAUUUGUAGUGACUAUUAACUCUGUAAGCCUCAGAUACUGUUGAGUAGUAUCAACAGUGCAUUAUUCUUGAGAAUUUCUUCAAUUAGUCAUGCUUUGGCUGAUCUGUAAAUCUGAUUGAAUGUGUAUGUUUUAAAGAAUAUAAACAUUUCUGUGUACAAAACUAUAAAGAUGUAGUUCUGGUGGAUUAGUAAGCAUAUCUGAACACGGAUGAAUGCAAUCUGAAACGUUCAUAUUAGGAUGACAGUGACUACCUCUAGUAUUUUUAUUAGCUUCUAAUCACUGAUAAAUAUGGUUAGAGGAACUAGCUAUAUGCUGUGGCAAUAGUAAAUUUAAGAUUUUUAUGAGCUGUUACACUGCUUAUACAGUAACUGAAGCUGUUACUGAAGACAACCUAACUGAACUUACUCAGACUUGCUAAAUAUCUCUGUGGUGUUUGUCAAGUAAUUUGUAUGCUGUGCAUUGCUUGGAGCAGUUGGGAAUAGAUAUUUAAAGAAAAACAAACAAACCUGAAGAGAAGUCACAUUACUGGAAAAAGAUGGGGGAAUAAGAUGUCAGAAGGACUGCAGAUGCAUUCCCAGCAAGAUUAAGUACAUAUAUUGUGCAAAGAUUGAUUAUUGUGGGUGGCAUAGACUACCAGACAAUAAAUGCAUGCUUCAGGGAGAAGGAAGGGAAAAAUAAUUCUUGUUAAUUUUCAUAGCUCAGGUUGAAAUUAUACUAAUUACAGUGUUCAGAAAGCAGGUAUGCUAAAUGUACAUUAAAACUGUGUUACAGGAUUUGUGUUUAUAUAUGUUCAGGUAAACUAGGGAAGUGGUAUGUUUGAAUCGUCUUUUGUUGCCGAGUGAGUAAUGUAUUAACUCUUACAUUUUCAAUCUCUUACAUCUUUAUCAGCCUGAAUAAAAAACAAGUUGUAAACAUGAGAAGCAAAUGAUGGACUGCAUUACUAUGUGUCAGCUGAACUGAUCAUGGUGACUGAAAUUUAGUACUUUACUGUUAACAGUGUUAAGAGUCCUAAACCUGUCUUAAACAGAUUA
Egretta garzetta (little egret) is the source of this 3174-nucleotide messenger RNA. It is a transcript of the gene NMRK1, whose product is annotated as nicotinamide riboside kinase 1. Gene Ontology annotation, cellular component: cytoplasm. NCBI's taxonomy places the organism in Eukaryota, Metazoa, Chordata, Aves, Pelecaniformes, Ardeidae. The transcript has 9 exons. The coding region runs from base 1387 to 2016 and encodes 209 amino acids. The record is from RefSeq and is a predicted model, not a curated record.